Malus domestica (apple) is the source of this 683-nucleotide messenger RNA. RefSeq names its product transcription factor CPC-like. Gene Ontology annotation, molecular function: transcription cis-regulatory region binding. The record is from RefSeq and is a predicted model, not a curated record. Gene Ontology annotation, cellular component: nucleus. Lineage: Eukaryota; Viridiplantae; Streptophyta; Magnoliopsida; Rosales; Rosaceae. Gene Ontology annotation, biological process: cell differentiation; regulation of DNA-templated transcription.
CUUCUCUCAAUAAAAAUUAAAAAAAAAAAAAAAAAAAGAGCUCCUUAAAAACCCAGCAAUCUGUAUUUCCUGAAAUCCCUUUCGGAAACUAUUAAUCCGAUUCUUCUUGUUAGUUUUAUCCCUGAUCAAAAUUUACUUGGGUUCCUCUCCCUCUGUUCAGUCUACGGUUCUCUCCAAUUCACUACUACCAACUUUUGAAAAAAAAAGAAGAAGAAGAAAGAAGCCAUGGACAGACGCCGCAGAAAACAAGCCAAGACUAGCACUUCUCGCUCUGAAGAGGUGAGCAGCAUUGAGUGGGAGUUCAUAAACAUGACUGAACAAGAAGAAGAUCUCAUUUGCAGAAUGUAUAAGCUCGUCGGAGACAGGUGGGCUCUUAUAGCUGGGAGGAUUCCAGGUCGGAAAGCAGAAGAAAUAGAGAGGUUCUGGUUAAUGAGACAUGGAGAAGUAUUUGCGAGUAGAAGAAGAACGGAGCUUACGACGACCAAUAACCGAUACAAUUCCUGAUCAUUUUCCCCUUGCCAGUAGCUAGGCAGUAAUUAGGUUAGGCUAAAGAAAAAUUAAUUUUCCCUGGAUUUGUUUUCUUUAUUUUUCCUUUUUAACUCCUAUCUAUGUGUGUCACAAGGUGAGGUAGUUGUAGCUCACCUGUCGAGCUAAAUUAUUGAAUUGAAACUACUUACCCUCUC